This is a messenger RNA of Drosophila grimshawi, 1417 nucleotides long. RefSeq names its product odorant receptor 88a (gene Or88a). NCBI's taxonomy places the organism in Eukaryota, Metazoa, Arthropoda, Insecta, Diptera, Drosophilidae. The record is from RefSeq and is a predicted model, not a curated record. Gene Ontology annotation, molecular function: olfactory receptor activity; odorant binding. The transcript has 3 exons. Gene Ontology annotation, biological process: sensory perception of smell; detection of chemical stimulus involved in sensory perception of smell. The coding region runs from base 116 to 1312 and encodes 398 amino acids. Gene Ontology annotation, cellular component: plasma membrane.
GCCAGGCGUUGAUUAUCCAAUUAAUGGCAGGUGUUUGAUUUGCAUAAAAAGGCUGUGUCGAAUAGAAGCGGAAUUUAUAGUGGCUCCAAAGAUUGAUAACUAAACGUGUCUGGCGAUGGACGCAGUAAAUCAACCCAUCGAAUUUGAGCAGUUCUUGCAAUUUAUCCACUAUCAGGAAUUUUUCAACUUGCUGCACUUCAAAUUCGCCCGCAAUGAAAAUGGACGCUUGUUUAAUAAGUCGGAUUUAUUUUUCUAUACGACUUUUUUAUUUGCUGACACCGUUUUCCUUGGCGGCAACGCAUACGACAUAUUAAAAUCGCUGCACCUGGGCGAGCCUUCCCAUCAAAAUCCGCCCAUGCUUACAAUGGGAUUUUAUUUCGUAAUUCGCGGCGUAUCGCUCUUCAUUAAGCGUCACGAUAUGAUCGAUUUUCUGAACGACUUGGAUAAGGAAUUUCCACGCGACUUGCAGGAGCAGAUGGUGGUCGGUGUCGACGUGGUGUUCAAACAAUUUCAGCAGCGACGAAAAUUCUUGUCAUUAUAUUUUGAUAUGAGUUUAUUCCUCUUCUGUUUAGCACCUCCGAUUACCUAUAUAAUCACCUAUGAGGAUCGCAAUGCGCCGAUAUUGCUUGAACAUCAGUUGAUUGGCGGUUAUCUGCCCUUCGAUCUGAGGCAGAAUCAUGCGAUAUAUCCGUUAGUGUGGAUAUAUGAUGUAUAUGCUGUGCUAGUGGGUGUUGCCUUCUUCAACAGUUUCGAUACUAUGUUCUAUGGGAUACAUACGCAGAUCAUAAUGCAUCUGGAUUACUUAAGCAGGCAGUUUGAGGCCAUCGAUGCCGAGGAUAGCUCGACUGAUUGGUUCUAUGAACAUAUCUUCGGAUUGAUUCGACGUCAGCAGCAGCUCAAUAUGAUUUGUGAUAAGUUCAAUGAUAUUUUUAAGUUGGCAAUCCUCAUGACGGAUCUUGUGGCCGCCGCUUCGUUAUGUUUCCAUUUGUAUCUGCUGACAGAUGUGAAGGAUCCGGGAAUGAUUUUCAAAGAGGUGUUGGUCACUUUGAGUUUGAUCGCAUUUACUUUUGACACUUGUCUAAGAGGCACACAGCUGGAGGAUGCCUCCGCUCGCUUAAAUGAGGCUAUUUACAAUCAAAACUGGUAUAUGGGCAGCAAGAAGUACCGUAAACUGUUUCUAAUCUGGCUUAAAUACACACAAUGUACCAAAAAGAUUACAGCCUAUGGCUUAAUGGAUGUCAACAUGACGCACUUUUCUGAUAUUAUGCAGCUGGCCUAUCGACUCUUCACAUUUCUCAAUUCACGACAAUAGACCUGAUCCAGGCUAUAUUUGUAGUUUUUGUGGGGCACUUAGCCGCUUUAAUCUCAAUUAACAUUUAAUUGUUUAAUCGUAAUGUUAAAUAUUUGUCACAAUUUG